This is a messenger RNA of Cynara cardunculus var. scolymus (artichoke), 1739 nucleotides long. RefSeq names its product UDP-glycosyltransferase 73C5-like. The coding region runs from base 46 to 1536 and encodes 496 amino acids. NCBI's taxonomy places the organism in Eukaryota, Viridiplantae, Streptophyta, Magnoliopsida, Asterales, Asteraceae. The record is from RefSeq and is a predicted model, not a curated record. The transcript has a single exon. Gene Ontology annotation, molecular function: UDP-glycosyltransferase activity.
UUCAAUUAUCAAACAUAGAUUCAAUCAACCUCCAUACGCUGUGAUAUGGCUUUAGAGGAGUUACAGGAACACAACCAGCUUCACUUUCUCGUUAUACCCUUAGUGUCUCCAGGCCACUAUAUCCCCACCAUUGACAUGGUCAAGUUACUAGCUCAACAUGGUGUGAGAGUCACAAUAGUUACCACCCCAGUCAAUGCCCUCAGAUUUGGGUCAAUCCUUGAUCAAGCAAUCAAAUCAGGUCUUCCCAUCCGUUUUCUGGAAUUACCAUUUCCGUCUGUGGAGUUUGGCUUACCAGAGGGCUGCGAAAGCAUAGAUACUCUCCCUACCAUGGGCUCGGCCAGGGAUCUUUACAUUGCCUAUAAUUCACUACAACAAGAAGUUGAACAACAUAUUGAAAAGCUUAAUCCUAGGCCAAGUUGCUUAGUAUCCGACUCAUUUAUCCUAUGGACAGCUGAUACAGCAAAAAAGUUUCAGAUUCCAAGGAUUAUAUUUGACGGAAUGAAUUGCUUCACACAGAUGUGUAGCCAUGUUUUAUACCUCUCAAAGGUAUACGAAAGUCUGGGUGAAUCGGACUCAUUCAUUUUACCCGGUUUGCCUGAUCGUAUUGAACUAACAAGAUCCCAACUGCCUUUGGUAUUCAAUCCGGGCUCCAAAGACGUGACAGAUUUUUAUGAAAGAGUUCGGAAAUCUGAAUCUGAAGCAUAUGGAGUAGUUAUAAACAGUUUCCAAGAGUUGGAACUAGAAUAUGCUGAUGAAUAUCAAAAAGUCAAAGGAGAUAAAGUUUGGUGCAUAGGGCCAUUAUCGCUAUGCCAUAAGGAUGUAUCAGAGAAGGUCCAGAGAGGUAACAAGUCCUCAAUUGACAAAAACGAAUGCCUCAAAUGGCUAGAUUCUCAAGAAAAUGGCUCGGUAAUCUAUGCCUGUCUAGGAAGUGUUAGUCGUGUUGAACCUGCACAGCUAAUACAGCUUGCUUUAGCAUUAGAAGCAUCUAAAAAACCAUUCAUUUGGGUUGUUCGAGCAGGUCAUAAGACAAAUGCGAUUGAAAAAUGGAUAGAUGAAGAGGGGUUUGUAGAGAGAACGAAAGAGAGAGGUCUCUUGAUCCGCGGGUGGGCUCCCCAACUACUAGUCUUAUUGCACCCUGCAAUCGGAGGGUUUUUAACGCACUGUGGUUGGAAUUCUACACUAGAAGGGGUAUCUGCUGGUGUCCCAUUGGUAACAUGGCCUCAGUUUCAGGAGCAGUUCCUCAAUGAGAAGUUAGUUGUCCAAGUGUUGAGAAUUGGAGUUAGUGUUGGUGCUCAAAAAGUAGUACAUUUGGGUGAAGAAGAGAAGUCUGGAGUGGAAGUAAAGAGUGAGGACCUGAGGAAGGCUAUAGAGAUGGUAAUGGAAGAAGGGAAAGAAGGAGAAGAGAGAAGAAAGAGAGCUAAAGAGCUCAGUAAGAUGGCAAAUAAAGCAAUAGAAGAUGGAGGAUCUUCCCACCAGAAUAUGAAACGACUAAUUGAAGAUAUCAGGAACCAAGCCAGUUCUGGGAAAUUAAGUUAAGAAGAUUAUGCUCAAUCCCAUAGAUGGGAGCUUGUUCUCCCUUUGAUCUAAGUUGUUAACCACAUUUAAAUUGAGUGGAUGGUUUGAAGAAUAGUUUAUGAAACUAUGCCUUUCUUUUUGAUAGUCCGCCCAUCUAUAUAGAAUAUGUGUCCAACUUUAAGUCCCAGUUCAAUGUUACAGUUUCUAAAUAUGUGUUUUGAUGC